AUGAAAGAGACACUGAAUAAUUUAAGUUUAGAAGACAUAGCGAAUGUAAAAAUAAAAGCUUAUAAGAAUGAAAAUAUAUUAAGUGAUAAUGAGAAGAAAAGAAAAGAGAAUUUUUAUAAUGUAUAUAUAUUAACAUAUAUAAAACAUAUUGUUCGAAUAAAAUCGAAUUUAGCUUUACAUGGUGGAUUAUAUAGUAAUUAUUUUGAAAAAUAUGAAGAAGAGUCUAUAUCAAAUAUUAUGUUUGAAAAUUUAUUAGGAAAUAAUGAAAAUACAAAAAAUAGAAAUAUAAAUUCUGAUAAAAUAAAUAGUAUACAACAAAAUGAUUAUGAUAAAAAAAAUAUAUUACAAGAUGAUUUGAAUUGUAUACAUAAUAAUGAUUAUUAUAAUAAAAAGGAUUUAAAUUAUUCAAUCAAAGAAUUAUUAAAAAAAUUAAUUAAAUCAUAUAAAAUUAGAGAAAAUAAAAUAUUUCUUGUUACAGGUAUGUUAGGCUGUGGAAAGACUACAUGUGUUUCUUUAGCAAUUGAAUAUUUUAAUAAAUAUUUACAAAUAGAAAAAAAUAUGAAAAAUAAAACAUUAGAUACAAAUCAAAAUGGGAUAAAUAAAACAUUAGAUACAAAUCAAAAUGUGAAAAAUAAAACAUUAGAUACAAAUCAAAAUGUAAAAAAUAAAAAUGUAUUGUUUCUAUCUGAAGAAGAACCUAUUAAUAAAAAGAUCUAUAAAAAAACUCCUUAUAUAAACAAAUCAUAUCAUCAAGAAAUGGAUAGCUCCAAUUCAACUCCUAGAGAUGAUAAGAAGAUAAAAAUAAAUUCGAAUGAACCUUUAUUUAAUUUUACACCAAAGAAAAAAAGAAAAACACAAUCUGACGAAUCAACUGAUGAAGAGGAUCAAGAUGAAAGAUUUUACAAUAAUUUAUCGAAUGAUACUACUAAUAAUAGGGGGGAUAAUAAAUAUAAUUAUGACAAUUAUCACAAUAAUAAUAAGAAUAAUCAUAUGAAUAGUCAUACAUUUAAUAAUACAUACAAUAAUUUUGGAAACCAAAAAAAAGGAAAUUAUUGUGAUAAUAAAAAUAAGAACCAAUUUGAAAAUAUAAAAAUAUGUGAAGAACAAAAUAAAAAAAAAGACUUUCCAUCAGAUGUUGAACAAAUAAAUACAAACAUAAGAAAUAUAUUCGAAAAUAAUGAUUUAUCCCCUUUAAGAAAAAAUGCUAAUAUUAGAAAUAAAAUACAACUUGAACAAAUGCUUAAAGAUCAAAAUGAAAAAGAGGAGACAUAUUUUAAAAGUAUGACAGAUAAUGAUGAGAACUUAGAUUUUAAUAUGAAAUAUAAAAAAAUUGUAGAUGAAAUUAAUAAAGAAGAAAAUGAAGAAACAUAUAUUUAUAUUAUUCGUUUAAGUGCAUAUUUAUAUAGAGAUGAUUUACAAUGUAUAAAAUCCAUUUUAUCUCAACUUCAUAAUUAUGUUUAUUCUGAUGAAAAAUUAGAAUCUAACUUGUUAUUAAAUGAUUAUAUAAAUAAAUUAGAAAAAAUUUUAAUUAAAAUAAAUUCUGAAAGGAAACAAACUUUACUUAUUAUAGAAAAUGUAGAGAAAUUCUGUUUACAAAAUAAACAAAAUUUAUUAUAUACAUUAUUUGAUUUAUUACAUAAAAAAAAUAUAUAUAUUAAUAUUAUCUGCUUAACAAAUGUAUUAGAUAUAACACAAACAUUAGAAAAAAGAAUCAAAUCAAGAUUCACAUUUGAAAUGAUUCAUAUUUCUCCAAUACUUAAUAUUGAAGAUAUAACUAAAUUAGUAUAUAAAAUCUUAUAUGUAAAUCUAGAUGAUUUCCAUCUUAUUAAAAAAUAUUAUUCUGUUUAUUUUACUUAUCCAGAUCUUAUUAAAAUACAAAGAUUUCUACAAAUUUAUAAUUCAACUAUGCAAAAAGAAAUAGCAGAUUCUAAUCUAUUAAAACAAUGGUCAUAUGAUAUUAAUUAUGGUCUAGAUAUUAGACACAUAUACCAUACUUGUGUUGAUGCUAUACUAUCUAUUUGUGAAUAUAAACAUAUAUUAACAACUAAUCAAAAUAAAUUUGAAAGUAAUACUAUAUUAGAUAUAUCAACUAGCCAAAAUAAUAAUUCUUAUCAAAUUAGAAAUACAAAUAUAAAUACAAAUAUAAAUACAAAUAUAAAUACAAAUAUAAGUACACAUAUAAAUACACAUAUAAAUACACAUAUAAAUACACAUACAGAUACUAAUUCGCAACCUAAUCAGCAAAACACAAACAGUGACCAACAUGAUAAUACAAAUAUGACACAAAAUGUGUUCUGUGACAAUGAAAUAAGUUUAUUCACAAAAAAGGAGAAAAGAAGCAACCUAGAAUUUCUUAAAGAACGCCCUGGUAAAUUGGAUGCAACGCCAAUCAAGAGAUCAUAUCAUAAACAAGAAGAUGAUAAAGAUGAUGAAUAUAAAUAUGAUAAAGGUGAUAAAGAUGAUAAAGAUGAUGAAUAUAAAUAUGAUAAAGAUGAUAAAGAUGAUGAAUAUAAAUAUGAUAAAUAUGAUGAUGAUAAAUUUGAUGUAGGUGAAAAUCAAAAUAAUAACAAUAGCAAUAAUGCCGAUGAUGUAUUCUUUUUUAAUAUGAACAUGGAUAUGAGCCCAAGGAAAUUAAAAGAAAACAUAAAAUUGAAAGAAAAUGUUAAAUUAAAAGAAAAUAUAAAUUUAAAAAACAAAAUGGAAAGUCAAUAUAUUCUAAACAAUGUUCAAUCAAAAUUUAUUAGAAGACAUUAUAUUAAAAAAGUCUUACGUGAUCUAUGUACUAUUGAAUAUAUGAUAUUAUGUGCAUUCACAAGAUUAUAUAAGAAAGAAAUAUUACCAAAAACAUUAUAUGUUAUUAUAUUAGAAAUAAAUAAAUUCAAACAUGCUUAUCCACAAGAACAAAUUAUAGGAUUUUCUUUGGAUGCUUAUAGAAGAUCUUUUUUUAGAUUGGUUGAUCUUGAUAUUAUUGUUUUGUCUUCUUAUUCCUUAAAUCAUUUAAAUAUAAAAAAUUUUAGUAAUGAUCUUUUUGGUUUACAUGAGCCAACUAAAUUCCCAUGUUAUGAUAUAUUCUUAGAAAAUAUAGAUACAUAUAAUCUUAACCAUAACUUAAUUCAAUGGGUAAAGCAUAAUACAGAAGUUAUGCAAUAA
This is a messenger RNA of Plasmodium gaboni, 3150 nucleotides long. RefSeq lists its product as hypothetical. Gene Ontology annotation, biological process: DNA replication; DNA replication initiation. The record is from RefSeq and is a predicted model, not a curated record. Lineage: Eukaryota; Apicomplexa; Aconoidasida; Haemosporida; Plasmodiidae. The coding region runs from base 1 to 3150 and encodes 1049 amino acids. Gene Ontology annotation, cellular component: nuclear origin of replication recognition complex; nucleus. Gene Ontology annotation, molecular function: DNA replication origin binding. The transcript has a single exon.